This is a messenger RNA of Aspergillus mulundensis, 2259 nucleotides long. RefSeq lists its product as uncharacterized. The transcript has 3 exons. The coding region runs from base 1 to 2259 and encodes 752 amino acids. The record is from RefSeq and is a predicted model, not a curated record. Lineage: Eukaryota; Fungi; Ascomycota; Eurotiomycetes; Eurotiales; Aspergillaceae.
AUGGCUCCAAGACGCCAGACCCCGAUCUACAAACACAUGGAUGCCGCCGGACAGCUCGCCAUCACACACGUCCACAAUGCUAACCAGGAUCUCUCUCUCGUCGACCGCCUCAUCGAGCCCCAAACAAUAGCCCAUUUCCUCUCCUUCUGCUGCGAGGGGACCCUCCCAAACGGCAAGACGACGUCGCUGGAACUCCUCAAGGGCAAGGAGCUAUCCCUGCUAGAGCAGAAACCAGAAACAGAUGAAAGUCCCUUCCACUUCAUGGACCGGAUCAUGAGCAGGAUCGGGUCACUGGAGGACGACGCGCGGAUGUGCGUUGUCGGCCGCAAUAUCUGGUCCGUCAAGAACCGGUUAUGGGCAGGGAUGAUCCCUCUCUCCGAGCAGCGCUGGAAAGAGAAGGGCCUCGACCGCCCGGAUAACUUCGAUAUCGCGGCGCAGUAUCUGUCCGCCGUGGUUGCGGUAUUCGAGUACCUCAACCGCCCGCGCGUGCAGGAUAACAUGCGCGACACGUUCAACCUGAUUUCUCAGCACUGGGGCGAGUUCGAGGCGUUUGUCAACUCGCGUCGUGAGGGCAGACCCGUGGGAAUACGGAAGCUAUGGACCGAGUUCAUCCAGGCACAUUUCGAGGUCAUCACCGAGCGCGCCCAUCGCUGGGUCUUGGUCCACGUGAAUACCCUCCGCGAGCCGCUAAUCCGCGACCUCACGACGUAUCGCCCGGCUAACCUGGACGAGGUCGAUAGUGUGCAGUGGCGGCUCACCGACCGGCUGCAUAUCCUGGCGGAGAUUGCAGGCGUGGCUGAUUAUACGAUUAUGCUGCCGAUGCAUGGGUACUACGGGUACACGACGCCGCCGAUUCCAAGCGGCGUUCUGCCCACGCUGCGCUCGCCGAAAUGGGAUGUCCGGAAUGAGGCGUAUGGCCCGUACAUGAAGAGCCUCACGCGCGGGCAGAUGAUCCAACAGACGCUGGAACGACGGGAGCGCGAGGGGCCGCGAGUGCACCAUGUCGCUGACCCCGUUGAGUUCCAGCGCACGACCCGCGUGCAGCUUGGGUGUCAGGCUCGCGCGCGAAGGGAGAUCCGCGGAGACCCCGUUGAGCCGGUGCCGAAGGAGCCGUGGAUUCCGGAUGUCAUGCGCUCGAUCAAGACGGAGACAAGCCGGGUUGGGUUCGUUAUCUAUCGGCUGACGUACGGGCAGAGCGAGGCGGAGUGGAGUGCGUUCCGGGAGAAGUUUGAGGCACACGUUUCAGACUGGGGACGGGGGCAGACGGGGUCCGCGGUUCUAAAGCCGCAUUUGAUGCUGGAGUGGCGGGAUGGGAAGGAGUUGGGGAUUCCGGAGGGGGGUAUUGAAGCUGCGAAGAAACACUAUCUCGACACGUACCCGGAUUCCGAAGGCGAAGACGUAGAGUCUCCGCAGCCCCCCGAAGACUCUGAGUCCUCCGACUCCGACUCAUCCACCCCCCUAACCCUAAUCUCCUCCAUAAACCGUCGCGCCUUCCUCGCCGUGGACUUAGCAAGCUACACCUCCUACACCAGCAAAACCUACACCCCCUGCAGCCCAGACAUCCCGCCCGGCGACUUCACAGGCUUCAUCCUCGCCAUCGACCCGGACUUUGAUCCCGCCGAAGGCCCCGACCGCCCCGACGAAACACCCGGCUUCUUCGGCCAGCUCCGCGUCCUCGGGAGUCUGCUCUGGGGCGACCUCUUCGGCAUGCUUGCGUCGCAGUGCGCCAUCCUCGAGGACCUGUGGCCCCUUGCCCUCGACCACCCGGAUAACGUCUACGCGGGGCCGCUAGUCCCGCUUGUGACUAAGGCGUGGCGGGUCCAUAACGGAAUUCGGGGGGUUCUGAUGAACGAGAUGAUGGGGUACGUUAGGGCGAGGCUUGAGGGGCGUGUUUGGCCGUCGUCGAGUGCGAGUGCAACUGCCACGAGCACAGCGCAGCAAGCAGACACGACCACAAACACAAACACAGCCACUGGUACUGGUUCUAGUACCAGCAGCGCACCCCCUCCGCCCCUCGAUUCCGACCAAACCUCGCUUCGCAUCUGGAUGAUGUUCCAGUAUGCGCGGUCCCUGCGGGGGCGCGGGCAGACGCGGCAGGCGAUCAUCGUCGAGUCGAUGAUCCGGGCGCCGCGGGGAGCGAUGCCGGAUAUGGCGGAUGUUGCGAGGAGGAUGGAGCUUGAGGGGAUUCCGGUGUCGGCUGGUGAGCUGGAGAGGGAGGUGCAUGCUAUGGGGAGGGAUCAGGGGUGUCCGAUGCAGUGA